AUGAGAUCGACGAUGCACAUUCAGACAGCCCCCCUUGCAAUCCUCUUUGUAACCCGCCGUGGGCACGACGUCGCCCAAUCCAGCAAGCACAUCUCCUUUCGGCAGCCUUGCUCGACCAGUGGCUCUCUUUCUGUCGCGCAAUGUGCCUACACCCCCUUUCUCCCCUCUGCAUUAACCGUUGUCGCCGCCACCGUUGGCCAUCUCGUCUGCAAGAAGCGGAACCAAACCGUCUGGCACACGGGUACGAUGUUCGCGGCCACUUCGGUGAGCGUUGCGUCCACUGGCCACCCACUGAGAUCGCUUACCACCACUCGAUAUAAAACAUCAGCCCUGGUCCAAGUCACUCCCUGGCAGGCUACACUGGCGCGGUUCACGAUUGACUUUCCGCUCGAUACGGGCACUUCAAUCCAACCGUUCCUAAUCGGAGCUACUGCCUCUUCAGGAAGCCGUCUCCAGCUUAUGAGCAAAUCACAACUGCCAUCAUCUUCUGCCUCGCUCCGCUUUAUUAGGACAUGCGCCAGAUCCGGCCAUCGCUAUCAAAACAUCACAUCUCAAUUCUUUGACUGGGCCGUUUCCGCUGUUUCGACAUGGGUUUGCAUGCGGGAUCUUGAUGUACUCCUCAGGUACCCAAAGAGUCACGAUCCAGCAUCCAGUCUCCCGUGGCGCGGGUUCGUCGAUUUACUCGACAUUGACUCCAGUAUUACGAGCAUCAAAAUCUCCUGCAGACCCAGUCCUGUCUUCGAGCUGGUGGUCCAAGAUUCGACGGCAGCUCAGUACCGGCCAAACACCCCAGGACCUCACCUCGACGCGACCCAUUUGCGUUGCUGCCGCCGGGUAACUGGCUGCUAUACUCACGACCCAGGAGUGCCGCCUCACCGACCUUGGUGGCCGUCGACGUUCCGUCAUUUUGAUAAGUUUCGACAGCUUGUCGUCAAAAUCUCCGUCCAUUGCUCCUGCUCCGAGGUGCUUUGCAGGCGUACAUCUGCAGCAUGUGAUGAGUUGUGGCCAAACCGGGCUUUCAAAGUGCGGCCGCACUUUGCGGUUCAGUCCGUCCACCCCGAUUUCUUGGGUGAAAACAAAACAGGAAUGCAUUGCUGCUUAGCGCUACUCAAGGAUGUGUCAGGCACGGUGGCACGUCCCGAGUCCGAGGCGAUAGCAGCUAGCUCACGACUCACCAUGUGGCUUCAGCUCAUGGGCCAGACGACAUGCUCACCCCAACCACAAGAUCUGAAAGACCCGACCCUUCCAUGGAACCCUCACUUCAUCAUUUCAUCAAUAUGCCGCCGUCUUCGAUGCGCUGAUACCUGGGUAGGGUGGCAUUUCACCAUCACUCGAUCGUUCGUUCACACCAGCAAAAUACGUUCAUACUGGUCAGUUGAUGAUCUGCCGUCCCUGCAAUCGGUGACUGCCCAUGCAACCAUAAGCCGUGUGGUUACGUCGAAGCCCAAAGAUCCUGGCGCGAAGAUCGUUGCCUAUAAGCCUCCACCAUACUGCAUACAACAGGCGAAUGCACCUCGCAGGAUGGCGGACGGCCUUGAGAUCAACUCAGGCGCAACUACCAUGUUGUCAUCGUCUCUUCAUGAGUGGCUAAGCAUCCGCGAACCAGUGAAGUUGGGCGGAAAUUCUUCAUCGCAACCACCGCCCCAAGCCCAAGCUGGCCGGUGCGCGACGCCGCAUACUGGGGCCUGGAUCAUCGACGCUUGGCUCAUGGUGCGAUCGUCUGAUCUGGAGAUCGGUCUGCCACGCAAUCCACACACACACGCGCGCGCACCAUCAUCUCGCAUUUUCGUCCGGCAAACAAAAUGUCACGAACAAUACCACUCACCCUUCGGAUCGAACGGGGCUAAGGGGAUAUGGAGCCUGACCGGUGAGAGUGACUGCAUCGGCAAUAAUAUCGAACCCCAGCUCUCGGGCGACGGUAGCCAAACACAGGAGGCGGCGGCUCUCUUCGCGACAAAAUGGUCCGACUCCUGGGGCACAACUAUGGUCUAUCGGCAUAUCGACUCCAGUCAUCAGCAUGCUCUGGGCCCUCCCGGUAAGGAGAUUAGAGUGGUUGGCGAGACAGGUAGCCCCAUGCUCUUCCCAGGUCUCGGCAACGAGAUCAGGCCAGAAAGAGCCCGUAAAACGGCGCUAUGCCCGGCCGUUGAGGUGACGUCGACUUGCGCGACUUCAAGACUGCGGACGUACGCACGGCCGGAUCUCUGGCAAGACGCUUCCAACAAGAAACGGCUCAUGAAUCACUUCACACGAGAAUGGACCGUUCCUUUACAGUGCGGGAAGCCAUUCUCGACUCCCGAGAAGAGAUCAAACUCUCCCAUUGAUCUUGUUAAGCCUGCGUCUCAACAAAUCGCGUCCACGGCUCUUGGUUCUGAUGCAAAGGGGCGGACGAAGUUAGGCGCACUAUACUCACAAGUAGACGCAGACGUUGAGAUCCGAUUCUACGGCAGUAAUCUUCGGAACCGUCUCUUGGUUUUACGUGUGACGCUGGCGACACGCUUCGUUUUUUCAGUCCCCGACCCUCUCGACAGCGCCACACUUCACAUAAUUCAAACUGCUGGCCGCUCCAACAGCGUGUCAGUCAGCAAACCCCGAACCUCGUUUCCUCAACCCCGGCGAUUGAUCGUGGUGACUGGCAAUAAGUCUGGAGUAUCUCGUCAUACGUCGCACAACGUUACCGACAAGUUUUUGGCCGUCGCACUUCAAUGGUUGGCGCCUCUCGGAAUCAGACCUACAACGAAUCUUCAAUUCAGUCACAGGGCAGAAUAUAUGCCACCUGUCACGACGGGUACCGACCCCACGGGUACAGCGGUUAUGUUAAUAUUCCGACUGCCAGUUUCUUUGGCUGAUCAGAAAGAAAAGCUCCCGCUGUUCAGCCUUACGACGUUGGGGCCAUCGACCGAGGUGCGCCGUCGUAUGAUCACGGGAACCGUACACCUUUCAUUGGGAGAUUUACGGCACAAUUGGAUGGCUGGCGAUCUACAUCCAGUCUUUGGCAGGCGCAGGACCGAGGAAACGUCGUAUACGAGAAACACUGCAAACAAUACGUCUUUCUAUCGCUUCUCGAAACCCAUUCCACCGGCAUUGCCGGAUCUGGCCAUCUUUGCAGGAGAUCCCUUCUUGUCCCUGCUGGCGGCCCUGACACGUCUCCUCCAAGCUCUUUUUCUCGUUGCUUUUUCUCUCAACCUGAAUCACCUGGUCGCGAGCCAAACCAUUCUGGUCACGAACCUUCCGCUUUUACAUCAUGGUCGUGCCGUGUGGGAACGGCAGAACGAAACGAAUCAAGAGCCUUCGUUUUUCUGCAAAACACUAUUGAAUGUGUCUUCCACCAACACCAAUUCCCCCCACGUUGAAGUCCUUUACCAUGGACCGAAUUCUUUCUACUCUUUCUCGUUGGGGUCCUUUGCCUCUCACUCGCACUCGCACGCACGGAAUGCCUUUACUAUCCUCACCUCCGUCUCCCCUGUCGUCAUUCACACCCUGCGGCAUUUCGCAAUUCAACAUCCGGCUGUUAGUGAAAUCGCGGUCUCGAACGCAAUGGUCACUGCGGCCGUGCUUAGGCGCGUUCUUGAUGCUGGCGAUCUUCUGCCGGGUGACGAAGUCAGUUGUAUCCGCACAAAAAUAUCUGGCAUCGCAACCCGCCCGUUCCCUUUAAACAGGAACACGACGGGUCUCAUCGGCGAUGAGAAGCUCGGCAGCCUACUAGUAAAUGAAGAUUCACGGCAGUUGUUUAUGACUUUGCGUUUCACUGCUCGACGGCUUCCGGCGGCUUGGUCCCAGCACAAGGCGGAAAUCUCCGAAGCAGAAGUUAUUGACAGGCAUGCUUCGAAGGCGCCUUGUCUGAUACGGUAG
This is a messenger RNA of Colletotrichum lupini, 3849 nucleotides long. RefSeq lists its product as uncharacterized. Bases 1 to 3849 code for a protein of 1282 amino acids. The record is from RefSeq and is a predicted model, not a curated record. The transcript is spliced from 20 exons. NCBI's taxonomy places the organism in Eukaryota, Fungi, Ascomycota, Sordariomycetes, Glomerellales, Glomerellaceae.